GUCCGAAUUGAACUUGAAGGCUGGAGAGCGUCUUCUCGGAACCGUGCAGAAAGAAAAGGUGGUCGUGAAUCGCAAUGGCGUCGCAGGCGGUGCUUGCUGGGUCAGGGUGUGGUGCUUUCUCGGCUGUAGCAGGUCAUACGCACAGAUGUGGUAGCGCUCAAGCAAGCGCCUCGGCGCUCCAUGUGGCGGCUCCUUGUCGACGCAAUGGGAGGCCAGCAAUGGCUCGCUUCGAGGGCUUCAGACAAGCAGGCGCUUGGUCGAGGACGGAGGUGCAGGGGACGGGUCUCUCAGUCUCACAGGCAGCCAGUGUAGCUCCAAGGAGGCAAAAUCGCGCUAUCCGUGCUGCCGCUGCCGGCACUGCCCCCUCCCGCGAGACCGACCCCAACAAGCGCGUUGUCAUCACUGGCAUGGGCCUGUGCUCUGUGUUCGGCAACGACCCGGACACCUUUUACGAGAAACUGCUCGCCGGCACGAGCGGAAUCACCGAGAUCGAUCGGUUCGACGCGUCCAAGUUCCCGACGCGCUUCGCGGGCCAGAUCAAAAACUUCGACGUUGAGAACGAGAUCGACGGGAAGAACGCGAGGCGGCUGGACGACUGUCUAAAGUACGGGCUGGUGGCCGGGAAGAAGGCGCUGCGGAUGGCGGGGCUGGAAGGGGACGGUCUGAAGGAUGUAGACAAGACGCGGGUCGGCGUGCUGGUGGGGAGCGGCAUGGGCGGGCUCACUGUCUUCCAGGACGGCGUGCAGGCGCUCGUUUCCAAGGGCUACAAGAAGAUCAGCCCCUUCUUCAUCCCGUACGCCAUCACCAACAUGGGGGGGGCGCUGCUCGGCAUCGAGUGCGGCUUCAUGGGGCCCAACUACUCCAUCUCCACCGCGUGCGCAACUAGCAACUACGCCUUCUACGCGGCUGCCAACCACAUCCGGCGGGGCGAGGCUGACAUCAUGGUGGCGGGCGGCAUCGAGGCGCCCAUCAUCCCCGUCGGGCUCGGCGGCUUUGUGGCGUGCCGCGCGCUGUCCACCCGGAACGACGACCCGCAGACCGCCAGCCGGCCGUGGGACAAGGACCGGGAAGGGUUCGUCAUGGGAGAGGGCGGGGGUGUCCUGAUCAUGGAAAGCCUGGCGAACGCGGAGAAGCGCGGCGCCAAGAUUCUGGCGGAGUAUUUGGGGGGUUCCAUCAACUGCGACGCGUACCACAUGACGGACCCCCACCCCAGCGGCCUCGGCGUUUCCACCUGCAUCAAGCUCGCGCUCAAGGACGCGGGCGUCGCGCCUGAGGAGGUGAACUACAUCAACGCCCACGCCACGUCCACGAUCGUCGGCGACCUGGCGGAGGUCAAUGCGGUUAAGAAGGUGUUCAGCAAGGCGGACCACAUCAAGAUGAACGGCACCAAGUCCAUGAUUGGGCACUGUCUAGGAGCGGCGGGCGGUCUAGAAGCCAUUGCGACCCUCAAGGCCAUCGAGACAGGCUACGUGCACCCCACCAUUAACCAGAUCAACCCUGAGCCGGAGGUGACCGACUUCGUUGACACCGUGCCCAACGUGAAGGCCAAGCACGAGGUUGAAGUUGCGAUCUCAAACUCGUUCGGAUUCGGCGGCCACAAUUCCGCCGUUGUGUUUGCACCGUACAAACCGUGAGCAGUCCACGGAAAGUAGAGGCCUUCCCUAUUGCCCCUCGCCUGCAGAUUAGCAGGGCAUAGGGGUAUCCAUCUCGAGACUCGUGUUGACAUUGGCGCUUGAGCAGAGGUUCGGACAUCCAUCGUCUUUGAAAGUCGCUGCGUAUGGUGGAACAGCGUCCACACCCCGUGCUCGGAUCCUUGUGUUUGUGCAGCUCUUGCAGUUCCACCUAGAAGCAACGGGCUAUGCUGACAUCUU
This is a messenger RNA of Klebsormidium nitens, 1871 nucleotides long. Lineage: Eukaryota; Viridiplantae; Streptophyta; Klebsormidiophyceae; Klebsormidiales; Klebsormidiaceae. The record is from the annotation of a GenBank genome assembly.